AUGCCGGGCUCUGAGGAUGAGUUUAAAUGCUGCACUCAGGACUUUCUCUUCACCUGUGUGGACUUGUUGCUGUUCCUGCUUGAUAUAGGGGUGGAUAUAUGGGCUGCUGUGUCCCUCUACAAGCAGGAGGCCUAUGUGUACUUCAGCCUCCUGCUGCUAUUUCUCUUGGGCUCGUCCAUGUUGGUUCAGGUGUACAGCUGGCUCUGGUACCGCUACGAUGAUUUCAAAAUGAAGACAAAGAUUGAGAAGAAGCCGAGCCAGUGCCAGCUCAAGCUGCUGCAUGUUUUCCAGCUGGGGAUCUUCUUCGGGUAUGCAGGAAUCAUGGGGAAGUCUGUGCAAAGCUUAUAUGGAAAGGACGCUGACGCUGAGAGUGUGGCCAAGUUUCUGAGACAGGAUCUCCGCAUUUUGCACUUCAUUGAGAUGUUUUCAUCUGGCCUCAUUUGGUAUUUUAACUGGUUUAGUGUGGCCAAGGGGAUGAGGAUCAGGUCCGUGCUCUAUCACGCGUAUAUCCUUAUUGAUAUUUGCAUCCUCUGUGGUUUGUGGUGCUGGAAGAUGAGCACAGAUCCUCCUGAUUUUGUGACACACCCUUUAACCACGGCUGCCUGUGUUGUUGCAGUUUACGUCCUUGGUCUGUUAUUUAAAGUUAUUUAUUAUACGUUCUUCCAUCCAAACCUUGAUAAAGAUAAGCUGAAAGGGGCCACCAUCACAGAGGAGCAACCUGAAGAUGAAGAGCGAUCUCAUUCAGUUCCUACACGUCCCCUUAAGGCCACUGACAAUAAAAGAAUGAGGAAGCUGGCCGAGAACUUCUUCUGCUGACCUGCAUCAUUUGACAUCCACAGGAUGUGGAGAUUAGAAAGAGACUGAGUCAUGUAGGUCACAAGGCUGUGUAGGACUGAGGACUCUGACCUGCUGCUUGAUUAACCACAAAUACAAUAUCUUAUUAUGUUACUCAGGUUUAUCUGGGGAUAAAUUUACAGAAAACACUUUUCUCUGUAUUAACUUGUGCUUUCCUCUAAUGAAGCAUUUAAAAUGCCUCACUUGUUACAUGCUUGUAUGAAAUAGUGAUGGGUUGACAAAGAGAUGAGUUUGCUAAUACUAAUGAAUGGGUCUGCCUCCCUAAAAUAUAAAAUAUAUUAAACCAGUAUAAAAAUCAUGUUUACAAAAAAUUUUAAAUGGUCAUUUUAAAGCUAGAACCUUGAAUGGCCUUUCAACCUUUGUGUGUGUGCUUUUUAAAUUCCCAUUUCUAUACCAUUGUGUGAGCAUCUUUUUCUUAUGCAAUAGUGGUGAUGUAGGAGGUGUGAAAUAGGUAUAAAGGUAUUAACAAGGUAUCGACAACGAAGCAGCAAAAAUACAGAAAGCAAAAAAAAAAAAAUAGAAACAUAGAAAGAUUAAUAAAACCAUUUUGGUUGUAGGUGUUAACAUGUAAUUUAACACAUAUUAACUAUGUAACCUUAUACUGUAUUUGAGGGUUGAAGUUGUCUGUGUGUGAAUGUGCACACGUGCAUGUGUGUGCAAAUGCAUAAAUAUACAGA
Messenger RNA from Haplochromis burtoni (Burton's mouthbrooder), 1532 nucleotides. RefSeq names its product XK-related protein 8-like. The record is from RefSeq and is a predicted model, not a curated record. The coding region runs from base 1 to 816 and encodes 271 amino acids. Lineage: Eukaryota; Metazoa; Chordata; Actinopteri; Cichliformes; Cichlidae. Gene Ontology annotation, biological process: apoptotic process involved in development; phosphatidylserine exposure on apoptotic cell surface; engulfment of apoptotic cell. The transcript has 3 exons. Gene Ontology annotation, cellular component: plasma membrane.